This is a messenger RNA of Gasterosteus aculeatus aculeatus (three-spined stickleback), 1709 nucleotides long. NCBI's taxonomy places the organism in Eukaryota, Metazoa, Chordata, Actinopteri, Perciformes, Gasterosteidae. The record is from RefSeq and is a predicted model, not a curated record.
GGCAGCUUAAAUUGCAUUUGCCCAGUGUAGCCUGUCAAAUAGAUGCAGGGAAAGUUCACCCCAAAAUCCAAAAUAUUUUUUCUUACUUCUACAAGAAGCAAUAUCUCUCUUUAGUUAAGUACUGAGCAUACUAAAAGACAUGGCCUUAAAGUCAAAUUCCUCAAACUUUAAAAAAAUGUUCUUGCGAUCAUUUGUCCUGGAUGCAUGAUUUGACAGGAAUGUCGUGUUACUCAAUCCACCCUGAAGUGACUAGAAAAAUGAUAAAAAGGAAGGCGUCUUCCUUCAAGGAAGUAUUGUGAGUUGCAGUGGGAAGGCACAACGCUGUCACACACACACUGAACACAGCAGACGGAUGACUUCUUUCCUCAUCUUAAAAAUAUAUGUUUUCCAAGCGCAUUAGACCAAAUAAAUGUGCCCCAAACGCUUUGAAGAGAUCUACUUACUUUGAUUUUGUGGAAGCCGUCACGAGAGGUUUCACAGGCAAAAAUGCGGGACAUGCUGCAGAGGCUGCAGACCAUCAGCGAGGAGCUGGAGGACUACGAGCCCGAGUUAUAUGGAGACGAGUACGACGUCGACAAGGGGACGCUGUCUCAACAGGCGGUGAUGUUUGAGAACACCUCCCCUAUUGACGACAUCUUGAAGGAGGCCCACUCCAUAAGCAAGGAGAUCUCCCUACUCCACUUGGAGGUGGAGCGCCUGACGAUAAACAACGAGCGCUUUGGCACCUCUGUGCGGCGCCUCACCCUACUCAAAAAGGAUUCUGACUCCAUUGCCAGGGGGAUCCAGCAACGCGGGGGGGCUCUGCACAUCCGCCUUCAGGCCCUGGGUCAGGAGAGCGGCCAGCUCGAGGAAAGAGAGGGUCCAAACUCUGCCGUGAGUCGCAUCGCCCGAGCUCAGCAUGACACGCUGUCCCAUUUGUUCCGGAAGGCCAUGAAUGACUACAAUGAGGCAGAGGAGAUGCAGAGGAGCGCCUGCCGGCGGAGGAUCAAGAGGCAGGCCUCUAUAAUAGGGACUGAAAUCACAGAUGAGCAGCUGGACGGGAUGGUGGACAAAGGUGGCGAGGGAUGGACAGAGCUGUCCCAGAGCCUGCAAGGUGCACGCUCGUCCCGCUGGGCCAUGUGCGAGAUCAAAGGCAGACACAAGGAGCUGGUGGAGCUGGAGGUCCGGCUGAAGGAGGUCCAUGACCUGUUCCUGGACAUGGCCGUGCUGGUGGAGGAGCAGAGCUCCAAAGUGAAUAACAUAGAGGCCAAUGUGUGUGGCACACAGGAAUAUACUGAGAAAAUCAAUGUCAAUGUCAAGAGGGCCCUGCAGUACAAGCGGAAGAAUCCCUGUCAACAAUGUUGUCCAUGUCUACCCUGUUGGAAUCAAAACCGACUACUUUAGGGCUUUAUAUAGAAUGUUUACAUGGACCCAGUUGAGGACAAUAUGUAAGAGAAACUGCUGUUGAAGGGCAGCAUGCUGUACUUGAGGUGGGAGGCUUAAAUUUGUUCAUGGUAUAGAGUUACUGUCUAAAAUGUAAUUUACACUUGAAUAACUUAUUUGGGUCAGCGUUCUAUUUGUCUACCCGCACGCAUUGUGUUCAUGUUCGGAAAUCAAAAGGGAAAACAAUUGGUUUUAAUCAAAUCUGCUCAUCAUUGCGCUUCUUUUGAAACUUUUGAAAACAAAUGUAUUUUGCCAGAUAUGUAAAAAAUAAACCAUUUAAACCUGUU